AUGGACAGAAAAGCGGCCAGUUCCACUCGGAGCACCAGUCAAUUCCCAGACAUUUUGAAGCGAUUUCGAUCGCUUCGCAGUCCAGACAAACUAAAUCGAGAGUCAAAGGAAGAAAAAGAGAAUACCGACCCAAUAAAGCCGGAUAAUCGACCAGGCUCAUCGACCAGACGGCUGGAACGCCUGAAACCGCGGUCGAAGAGCUGUCUGAAGCCUGUGACACGAUUUGUCACCAAAAUUUCAAAACGUUACAGUCCUGAUACUGAGUGUAAGUUUGGGCAUGGUAAUCGAGGGGGGGGUUGGAAGUCAAAAUCCGAAAUUUAAAAUUUUUUUUAAAAUUUUUUUUAAUUUAGGAAAAAAUUUAAAAUUUUUUUAAAACUAAAAUUAGUUGAUACCUAAAGCAACAUAAAACCAAUUUCUGCUUAUAAUGCCACUUCAAAUGCACUUUCAACCUCAUUUUCAUCCACUCAAUUGUAAAUUCAAAUCAAAACAGUUUGCUCGCAGCGUUAAAUCGAUUUUCCUUGUUUUUGAAACGCAAAAAUGGUAAAAUUUGAUUUAAACCUCGCUCCUCUUCCCUUUGCGGGUCUUUUUAAAAACGUCAAUUCUCCAACAAUGUUCGCCUCGGUUGUUUUUGGCGUUAAUGUUUGGAUAGGAGCAUGUUUAGCAACAAGUGAAGGUGGACUUUUUAAUGGAAUAUUCUAG
Molecule: messenger RNA, 699 nt
Organism: Bursaphelenchus okinawaensis
Lineage: Eukaryota; Metazoa; Nematoda; Chromadorea; Rhabditida; Aphelenchoididae
Source: the annotation of a GenBank genome assembly